This is a messenger RNA of Cooperia oncophora, 282 nucleotides long. NCBI's taxonomy places the organism in Eukaryota, Metazoa, Nematoda, Chromadorea, Rhabditida, Trichostrongylidae. The record is from the annotation of a GenBank genome assembly.
AUGGAUACGCCGACAAAUGUCAGCGACGAGAGAAUGCAUGGAUCUAGCGAGGAAGGCGGGAGAAUUCAACUUACAUCUUUCACUGGUGUGAACACACGAGCGCGCACAUCAAUGGGCCGUAAGAAGAUUCAAAUCACGCGCAUUCAGGAUGAACGCAAUCGACAGGUCACAUUCACUAAACGGAAAUUCGGGUUAAUGAAGAAGGCGUACGAGUUAUCUGUGCUAUGCGAUUGUGAGAUCGCACUUAUAGUGUUCAAUUCGACAAAUAAACUAUUUCAGUGA